Perognathus longimembris pacificus (Pacific pocket mouse) is the source of this 2601-nucleotide messenger RNA. RefSeq names its product CREB regulated transcription coactivator 2 (gene Crtc2). The transcript has 14 exons. Bases 92 to 2170 code for a protein of 692 amino acids. NCBI's taxonomy places the organism in Eukaryota, Metazoa, Chordata, Mammalia, Rodentia, Heteromyidae. Gene Ontology annotation, biological process: positive regulation of transcription by RNA polymerase II; protein homotetramerization. Gene Ontology annotation, cellular component: nucleus; cytoplasm. The record is from RefSeq and is a predicted model, not a curated record. Gene Ontology annotation, molecular function: cAMP response element binding protein binding.
GGCUACGGCUGGGCUGGAGGUGCCGGGCCGGGACCGCGGCGGAGGCCGUGGCUGUGACUGAGAAGGUGGCGGGGAGGAACGCGGGAAGAAGAUGGCGACGUCGGGGGCGAACGGGCCGGGCUCCGCCACGGCCUCAGCUUCCAAUCCGCGCAAGUUUAGCGAGAAGAUCGCGCUGCAGAAGCAGCGUCAGGCCGAAGAGACUGCGGCCUUCGAGGAGGUGAUGAUGGACAUCGGCUCCACCCGGUUACAGGCCCAGAAACUGCGACUGGCUUACACAAGGAGCUCCCACUACGGUGGUUCUCUGCCUAAUGUUAACCAGAUUGGCUGUGGCCUGGCCGAGUUCCAGAGCCCCCUCCACUCACCUUUGGAUUCAUCUCGGAGCACUCGGCACCAUGGACUGGUGGAAAGGGUGCAGCGAGACCCCCGAAGAAUGGUGUCCCCACUCCGCCGAUACCCCCGCCACAUCGACAGUUCUCCCUACAGUCCUGCCUACUUAUCUCCUCCCCCAGAGUCCAGCUGGCGAAGGACAAUGCCCUGGGGCAACUUCCCAGCAGAGAAGGGGCAGCUAUUUCGACUACCAUCUGCACUUAACAGGACGAGCUCUGACUCUGCCCUUCAUACAAGUGUGAUGAAUCCCAAUCCCCAGGACACAUAUCCAGGCCCAACACCUCCUAAUGUCCUGCCCAGCCGCCGAGGAGGUUUGCUGGACGGCAAAAUGGACUCCAAAGUCCCUGCUAUUGAGGAGAACCUGCUAGAUGACAAACAUUUGCUGAAACCAUGGGAUGCCAAAAAGCUGUCCUCGUCCUCCUCCCGACCUCGAUCCUGUGAAGUCCCUGGAAUUAACAUCUUUCCGUCUCCUGACCAGCCUGCCAAUGUGCCUAUCCUCCCACCUACCAUGAACACGGGGGGCUCCUUACCUGACCUCACCAACCUGCACUUUCCUCCACCACUGCCCACCCCUCUGGACCCCGAGGAGACAGCCUACCCCAGCCUGAGUGGGGGCAACAGUACCUCUAAUUUGACUCACACCAUGACCCACCUGGGCAUCAGUGGAGGUCUGGGACUGGGCCCAGGCUAUGACACGUCAGGACUUCACUCACCUCUCAGCCACCCAUCCCUGCAGUCCUCCCUAAGCAACCCCAACCUCCAGGCUUCCCUGAGCAGUCCUCAGCCCCAGCUCCAGGGUUCCCACAGUCACCCCUCACUGCCGGCCUCUUCCUUGGCCCACAAUGCACUGCCUACCACCUCCCUAGGCCACCCGUCACUCAGCGCCCCAGCCCUCUCUUCUUCCUCUUCCUCAUCCUCCACUUCCUCUCCCAUCCUGGGUGCCCCCCCUUACCCACCUUCUACCCCUGGGGCUUCCCCCCGCCAUCGCCGUGUGCCCCUCAGCCCCCUGAGUUUGCCCGCGGGCCCAGCCGACGCCAGAAGGUCCCAACAGCAGCUGCCCAAACAGUUUUCGCCAACAAUGUCACCCACCUUGUCUUCCAUCACUCAGGGCGUCCCCCUGGACACCAGUAAACUGCCUACUGACCAACGAUUGCCCCCCUACCCGUACAGUCCCCCAAGUCUGGUUCUGCCCGCCCACCAACCCACCCUAAAGCCUUUACAUCAGCCAGGGCUGCCCUCCCAGGCCUGCUUAGUGCAGCCCUCAGGUGGGCAGCCCCCAGGCAGGCAGCUGCACUAUGGGACCCUGUACCAACCUGGGUCUAGUGGGCACGGGCAACAGUCUUACCACCGGCCAAUCAACGACUUCAGCCUGGGGAACCUGGAGCAGUUCAGCCUGGAGAGCCCAUCCACCAGUCUGGUGCUGGAUCCUCCUGGCUUUUCUGAAGGGCCUGGAUUUUUAGGGAGUGAGGGGCCAACGGGUGGCCCCCAGGAUUCUCAUGCCCUCAACCACCAGAACUUGACCCACUGUUCCCGCCAUGGCUCAGGACCUAACAUCCUCCUCACAGGAGAUUCCUCUCCAGGUUUCUCUAAGGAGAUUGCAGCAGCCCUGGCUGGAGUACCUGGCUUUGAGGUGUCAUCCGGGUUGGAGCUGGGGCUGGGGCUGGAAGAUGAGCUGCACAUGGAGCCAUUGGGCCUGGAAGGGCUAAACAUGCUGAGUGACCCCUGUGCCCUGCUGCCAGAUCCUGCUGUGGAGGACUCCUUCCGCAGUGACCGGCUCCAGUGAGAGGACCUCACCACCGUCCUUUGUGGUCCCAUCCCCUGUCACUGUUCUGUUCCUCCCUCCCCCCCGGCCAGUAGAGACUCCACUCUCUGCCCCCAGAUCCUCUUUCUACCAUGAAUGAAGGGUCCUAAGGAUGAGAAAAAGGCAAGGGGCUUGCGCCAGUGGCCCCUGACUUCUGCACCAUGGGUGGGCCUGGGGGAACUCAAGGGAGGGCUUAAAGCACUUGUAACUUUGCAAACCGUCUGUCUGGAGGUCAGAGCCUGUUGGAAAGCAGGGGUAGAGGAGAAGCCCGGAGGCAGGGCUUGUCUGGAUGCCCAGGGGUGGGCAGUGCCAGCCCCUCCUCACCACUCUUCCCCUUGCAAUGGAAGAGAGAGCCAGAGUGGAUAUUAUUUUUUAUUAAAUAUAUUAUAUGUUAAUAAAAAAAUCCUGUCAAA